AUGAUUAAUCACACUCUCCGUGCAUUUCACAGUGCGUUUGCACGUAGUAUAACAGAUUUUCGUUUUCUCACUUUUUUCACUAUUCGUUUUCUCGGGAAAAUUCCUUUUCACAAAACAAGCUCUGAACGUGUUCUUGUGGUGCAGAUUAUGGAGGAGAGUGGUGGUGAUUUUCCUGCUGCUGAAGAUUUGGUAGUGGACCACGUCCACGUCGACAAGGGCAAAAACGAAAAUAACCCUUCUUUGGCCAAACAUGUCCUGCUCUCCUCAGCCACGUCUGAUUCACCUUAUAUCAUAGGGGCUUCUGAGGAGUUUCCAUUGGGUCGACUUUAUGAAAUUGAUCAUUCCAAACUUCCACAGAAUUGCCCUUCUCAAAUAAAAUGUGUGAGCAUUGUAAUGGUCUGUGACAAAGGGGAGCAAGAAGUAUCUCUGAGGUAUCCAAGCCUUCACUCUCUUAGCACUCAUUUCAACCACCAAAGCUUUGGAAAGCCGGGCGGGAAGAAAAUCCCGACACUUGACGAGAAGUACGUGAUGGGAAUCGAAUUCGCCAUCAAAACACUUUGCAGAAGCAUCUCAGCUGAGGAGUUUGCUCAGAAAAGAAACUCAUGGAGCUUCUGGGCUUCUCCCACUGAAGAAACCUUUCUAAACCAUAACAGUCCAGUUAUCAAUGAUGCCGCUACUAGUUUGGUUUCCAAGCAGGGUCCAUGUUGGUCUCAGCUCAAGUUCACGGGUAUGGUGCAGUGGGGUCAACGCAGACAAGUUCGGUUCCUGGGCCGUCAUGAGGAGCAAAAGGUUGAAUCUUUACACCAACUUCAUAAGGAAAAAAGUGCCAUUUUUGAAAGGGAAAAGACUUAUAAGAAGAGAAAGAGCGUUGAAGAAGAAAUGGAGGCUGUAAAGGUAGCUCCUUUUGGGGUACUGAGGAUGACUCGUCAGAGCUUCAAAAAUCCACAAGAUAUGAGUAGUAGCAGCGGGGCUAAAAAGUCUAAGAAAGCAGAAAACGACACUAAGCAGCAGCAACUCGUUGUUUAUAGGAAAAAAGGGCGGAAAAUAUCAAUUGACAGAUGGUCUGCUGAGAGGUAUCACAUGGCAGAGGAGAAUAUGUUGAAGGUUAUGAAGGAAAGAGAAGCUGUGUAUGGAAACCCAAUAAUGAGGCAAGACUUGAGAUCAGAAGCACGAAAGUAUAUUGGUGACACAGGUUUACUUGAUCAUUUGCUGAAGCACAUGGCUGGAAAAGUGGCACCAGGAGGAGUUGAAAGAUUCCGCCGACGUCACAAUGCUGAAGGUUCAAUGGAAUACUGGUUAGAGAGUGCGAAUCUCAUUGAUAUCAGAAAGGAAAUGGGUGUACAAGAUCCUUACUGGACUCCUCCCCCAGGAUGGAAGCCUGGAGACAGCAUGUCACCAGAUCAUGUUACUAGGAAUGAGCUCAGGGAGAUAAGGGAGGAAAUAAUUAAGUUGAAACGAGAUAUGCUGGAUCUCAAAUCAAAAAAAGAAGAGGAAGCCUUGGCCAUUGUGGCUACUUCUAGUCCUUGUUUGUCAAGUUUGAACUAUAGGGACUAUGAUUCCCAGGUUGAUAAGCAGGAGAUUUAUGCUGAGCUGGUUCAUAAAAAGGCUAUAGUUGAAGAACAGCUAAAAGAAAUUACUCUGACUUUGAAUGGCAUGGAGGGCCAACUUGGAAUGCAGAAGCCAACAAUGUCAGAACCAUUAACACCACCAGCGUUAUUGCUAGGACCAACAUCAUCAUUGACAGAAAACAUUGGAGAAGUGACAAGGGAGAAUGACAAAGGAACAAAAUCAGCGGACACACAAAUGGUACGGAGCAGCGCAGCAGAGCAGAAGGCAGCAAAGAUAGAAAGACUGAAAAGUGGUUUUAAAAUCUGCAAACCAAGAGGUACCUUUAUGUGGCCAAAUAUGAGCUUGUCUCCUCAUGUUGUGGCUAACCUUGAUGAACUCACUGUGGUCCCAACCCCGUCCUCAGUUUCCUCUUCUACCACAUCAGCUCCCAAGCUUGUCUCCAAUUCCAAGACUGAGAACUUGCCACUAUCCAUACCUUCCCCUUCUUCUCCUGUUAAGCCACUAGCAGAGAGGCGCCCUGUGAGCACAGCUACUUUGACACAUGUCACUGGACCCUUUUCCCCUCACCUUUCUCCUCCAUUAGAGACCUCAAAAUCCACAAUCACCAAGAAGGAUUCUUCUAUUAACCUCAAUGAGACUCCUCUGGCCCAAGAGUAG
This is a messenger RNA of Vicia faba (fava bean), 2226 nucleotides long. The record is from the annotation of a GenBank genome assembly. Lineage: Eukaryota; Viridiplantae; Streptophyta; Magnoliopsida; Fabales; Fabaceae.